UGGUGAAUGCAGCUCAUUCAUUCUAUAAUGGUACAACAACUCUGCCCAUCUCGGAUGAGGACAGAACUCCACGUAAAAGAAUUAGCAAGACCUUAAAUAUGACUACAAGUCCUGAAGAAAAGAGAAAAAUUAUUGGUGACACCUUUGUUAAGAUUGCCAAUGAAGUUAUUGGAGAAAUGAAUCUGAAACCUGAAGAAGUUUUUCUUGCUCAGGGUACCCUCAGACCUGAUCUCAUUGAAAGUGCUUCCCUUGUUGCUAGUGGCAAAGCUGAAGUCAUCAAAACUCAUCAUAAUGACACGGAGCUGAUUCGAAAGUUAAGAGAAGAGGGCAAAGUAAUAGAGCCGCUGAAAGACUUUCACAAAGAUGAAGUGCGAGUGCUAGGGAGAGAACUUGGUCUUCCUGAAGAGCUGGUUUCGAGGCAUCCCUUCCCAGGUCCCGGUCUAGCAAUCAGAGUGAUAUGUGCUGAAGAGCCUUAUGUGUGCAAAGACUUCCCUGAAACAAACAACAUUUUGAAAAUAGUUGCAGAUUUUUCUGCAAGUGUUAAGAAGCCACAUACUUUGCUGCAGAGAGUCAAAGCGUGUACAACUGAAGAAGACCAGGAGAAGCUGAUGCAGAUUACAAGCCUACAUUCACUGAAUGCCUUCUUGUUACCAAUCAAAACUGUGGGAGUGCAGGGUGACUGUCGUUCAUAUAGCUAUGUUUGUGGGAUCUCUAGUAAAGAUGCCCCACACUGGGAGUCUCUUAUGUUUCUUGCCAGGCUCAUACCACGCAUGUGCCACAACAUAAACAGAGUUGUGUAUGUGUUCGGUCCACCGGUCAAAGAACCUCCUACAGAUGUCACCCCCACUUUCCUGACAACAGGAGUCCUCAGCACUUUACGUCAAGCUGAUUUUGAGGCUCACAAUAUUCUCAGGGAGUCUGGUUAUGCCGGAAAAAUUAGCCAGAUGCCAAUAAUACUGACACCGUUACAUUUUGAUCGGGACCCCCUACAGAAGCAACCUUCCUGUCAAAGAUCUGUGGUUAUUCGAACUUUUAUUACAAGUGAUUUUAUGACUGGUAUUGCAGCAACUCCUGGUAAUGAGGUUCCAGAAGAGGUUGUGUUAAAAAUGGUGGCGGAGAUUAAGAAGAUUCCCGGCAUUUCUCGCGUGAUGUAUGACUUGACAUCAAAGCCACCAGGAACUACGGAGUGGGAGUAAUUAACUUUUUUCUAUUAAAGUACUGUGUGCAGUCUAAAUCAUAUCAGAAACCAUUCCCAGUGUUGACAUGCAGUACUGUGAAAGAGUGACUGGAGCUGCUACAUCGCAUCAGAUUCCUCUCCUGGAGCAUAAACCUGCAGUUAAGAGCUAUGCUGGGGAUAAUAACUAAGUGGGCCUGAGGAUUUGUACGGGUAAAAAUCAUGGCAGCAUUGCCGGUGCGCAGACAGAUUCCUAUUGCUUUUGCCUUUGUCUUACCGAUUCUUCCUGUUUUCAUGUGUUUUAUUGUUAACUGUCAUUUCAAUGUCUCUUUCUUUUUGUACACUGUGUAAAAAGAGACAGUUUAUUUACUUCUACCAAAAGCAUUCUUAGAGCCUAAAAAUGUAAAAUGAAUUAUCUGUGACCAACUGCUUUUGAACGGAUUUAUUAUAAAUAAAUAUUUUGCCAAAUG
Cariama cristata (Red-legged seriema) is the source of this 1644-nucleotide messenger RNA. RefSeq names its product guanine monphosphate synthase (gene GMPS). Gene Ontology annotation, biological process: GMP biosynthetic process. Gene Ontology annotation, cellular component: cytosol. Gene Ontology annotation, molecular function: GMP synthase activity; ATP binding; GMP synthase (glutamine-hydrolyzing) activity. The record is from RefSeq and is a predicted model, not a curated record. The annotation marks the transcript as partial. Lineage: Eukaryota; Metazoa; Chordata; Aves; Cariamiformes; Cariamidae. The transcript has 9 exons.